AUGCUACCAUGCGAUCAUACAACACGUUUCCGAACAUUCUCCGGUUGGUGUAAUAAUUUGAAAUAUCCGGAAUAUGGAAACUCGUUUGCCCCACUUCGACAUGUUCUUCCACCAGUUUAUGACGAUGGUUUCGAUGCUCCAAGAGUUCGAGCAAAAUCAGGAAGACCACUUCCAAAUCCAAGAAGAGUUUCUAAUUUGGUUUGUGAAGAUAAAGAUGUUUCACAUGUCAAAUUCACGCAUAUGGUAAUGCAGUUUGGACAACUUUUAGAUCAUGAAUUGACGCAUUCGCCAGUUGCAAGAGGGCCCAAUGAUGAGAUCUUGAAUUGUACAAGGUACACAGAAACUAAAAGUAAUUUUCAUUAAAAAAAUAUAAUUCUAGAUGUGAUUCCCCCGAAAAAAUCUCAGUUCAUUGUAUGCCAAUUCGAGUUGAAGCUGAUGAUGGAUUUUUCCCAACACAUAAUUCCAACGGGGAACCAAGAUGUCUACCAUUUGCCCGAAGCCUAUUGGGACAAUUAAACCUUGGAUAUCGAAAUCAAAUAAAUCAGCUGACCGCAUUCGUAGAUGGCUCAGUGAUUUAUGGAUCAACGAAAUGUGAAGCGAAUACUCUUCGACUUUUCACGAGAGGACUUUUGAAUUUCACCGAUUUCGGACAGGGUCAAAUGAUGUUGCCACAAGGAAAUCAAGAAAAAGAUUGUCGAUCGAGUCAGGAAAAACGAUCAAUGCCAUGUUUUGUUGCUGGAGAUGAACGAAAUUCGCAUCAACCUGGUCUCACUGUUAUGCAUACGUUUAUGGUUCGAGAACAUAAUCGAAUUGCGAUGAAAUUAUCGGCUUUGAAUCCACAUUGGAAUGAUGAUACUGUUUAUGAGGUUAGAUGAUAUUGAAGGCAGAAAGUUAUAAACUGUUUUUCGGAUCUUCUGGUAAACUAUGAGGUCUAGGCAUGGAAGCUCUCAAGGCAUGACUCCUUGUCAGACGGGAUCGGGUCCUAGACAAUUAGAUUCUUCAGGCGCUGCUACUUGAGAACUAGGAUAUCUAACCACUACUACUUUUCCAAUUCAGACAUAAAAAAUCUGGUUCAAUUUAAAAAAUUCCAAAUUUAUAGGAAGCUCGUCGAAUCGUUGUCGCCGAACUUCAACACAUAACAUUUUCCGAAUUCCUCCCAAAAAUAAUUGGCUUAGAUCUUCUCAACGCUCAAAACCUAGUUCCAAAGAAAAGUGGAUAUUUCUCUGGCUACGAUUCAACAUGCGAUGCGGCUAUUUCUCAACCAUUUGCAACAGCCGCGUUCCGUUUCGGACACACUUUAAUCCGAAGAAUGUUCCCAAGAAUGAAUUAUAAUUUUAAAAAUAUGUCGGAACCCGUGGAUCUUGCACAACAUUUCGGCCAUGUUGGACCAAUUUAUGAGAAAGAAAAAGGUGGUCUCGAUGCGAUGUUGAUGGGUUUACUUGGAACACCAUCAAUGGCAUUUGAUAGACAUAUUACUGAUGCAGUUAGAAAUCAUUUGUUUAUGAGAAGAGGAGAAAAAACGAGUGGAAUGGAUUUGAUUGGUUGGUUACUUUUAGAUAUCUCAUAGAAUUUGCUUUUUUCUAGUUCUGAAUAUUUUGCGAGCUCGUGAUCACGGAGUGCAACCUUACAAUGAUUUGCGAGAAUUUUGUGGAUUAAAACGAGCAACUAAUUUCGAUGAUUUGAAAUCUGAAAUGGAUCAAGAAAAUAUAAAUAUUCUUCGAAGUCUUUAUGAGAGUGUUGAUGAUAUUGAUUUGUUCCCUGGAUUAGUUAGUGAAAGACCACUUCGAGGAGCAUUGGUAAAUAAAAAUGAUAAGGGCUAGAUCAUUUCUAUAUAUUUUUUAGCUCGGAACUACAAUGUCAUGCAUUAUUGCUGAACAAUUCGGAAGACUUAAAAAAUGUGAUAGAUUCUACUAUGAAAAUGAUAAUUCAGCUGCUAGAUUCACUCCAGCACAGUUGAAUGAAAUCAGAAAAGUGAAAUUGGCAUCGAUUUUCUGCGCAAAUAGUAAAUAUUUAAAGACUAUUCAACCUAAUGUUUUUGAUGUUACUGAUGAUUUAACGUAAGUUAUUUUAAUUCUAGAAACAGACACAUUAGGAAAUUAUUUUAGAAACGCUCUGAUUCCAUGUUCUGAUAUAGCUCAAGUUGAUCUAUCUCAUUGGAAGGAAAGAAGUGAGUGAAAAAAGAUUUUUUAUGGAAAAAAAAACAUUUUUUAGGAAGCUGUGAGAUGAAUGGUAGAACAAUUGCGUUGGGUGAUUCUGUUCAUAUGACUCCUUGUGUUACUUGUACUUGUACAACAGAAGGAAUUGCAUGCAAUCCAACAAGAGUGGAUUCUUGCGAAAAAUUGACACAUAAAUAUUUGCUAACUGAUAUUGCGAAGGAUACCUCAUGUAUGAUCCAAUGUACAGAUUAUAUGAAACGGGCCUAA
Molecule: messenger RNA, 2423 nt
Organism: Caenorhabditis angaria
Lineage: Eukaryota; Metazoa; Nematoda; Chromadorea; Rhabditida; Rhabditidae
Source: the annotation of a GenBank genome assembly